Molecule: messenger RNA, 2141 nt
Organism: Nicotiana tabacum (common tobacco)
Lineage: Eukaryota; Viridiplantae; Streptophyta; Magnoliopsida; Solanales; Solanaceae
Source: RefSeq, a predicted model, not a curated record
AGGACAAAAAAUAAAAUGAACAAAAAAGAAAUUCUUACCUACCUUUUGGGUCAGAGAAUCAAAAGUCCUCCCUUUCACUCUUUAUCUCAUUUUCCCUCGAAAGUAAUCCUAAGUAUACCCAAGAUUCAAGAAGUUAACAAAGAUUUCUCCAAAUUUUUCAUUUCCGUGGAAGAACCCAUGUCCUAGGCCUGUUUCUAAUUCUACUUGCACACCAAAUUGGGAAAUUAAAUGACAGGAAUUGGACGAGGUAGAAGUGGAAGGGAUGGAAAGGGCCGUGGACGUGGCAACAUUGGAGGAUUUCGGACAGAAACGCAGCCACAAGUAUCUCAGAGACAAAUAUUGCCACAAGUAUCUCAACGACAGUCACCGCCACAAGCAUUUCAGUCGCAAACACAAGCUUCAAUAGAAUCUGGAUCAAGUAACUCUCGUCAUGGACUUCGGAUUGAGUCACACUCAAAUCAGAUUUUUGUUGAAAGUGCACAUCCAACUCCGGAGAUUGAAAAUAGUGGCCCAGAUUAGUUCUCUAUUGAAAUCGAAUUAUGAUUUCAGUUGGUAUUUCAGGGAGCAAUAUGAAGAUUUGUGAAAAUAAUACAUGUUGGCUAUUACCUCUCAACAUGUUGGUAACUAUUUGGCUUCCUGGAAACUAGCCUUUGAAUAUUCAUCCACAUUUAUUGAGCAAAACUUCCUGAAACUAGUGAAUUACCAUAUGCUUUUUUUUAAAUAUCUUACCAUAUGCUUUUUUUAAAUGCUUAAAGUGAUUCUAUAAAGCAAAAUAACAAUGAUAAUAGUGAAUUAACAACGGUUUAUGUGGAUCGUUUGGGUCACAACUUCGUGCAACAAAUCUAAGAAAGGCAGAGGGAAAUAUAAAUCGUUACAAGUGGACAUGAAAACGAAGCACGGAAGUAAAAUUCCUAUUGUCAUUCCAGAUGACAUUAUGAGAGCCGUGGGUCCUGGGUCUAGGGAUAUUGUUAACUAUUGUGGCUUGAUUAUGCGAAGCACUAUCUCUUUUAGAGAUGGUAAUUGGCAGGCAAUAAUUGCAAAACAUGGAGAAGCAAUGUGGUUGAAGGUUAAGGAUAAAUUUGAAGCUAGUGGUAUGCGACAACAUGUGUUGCAAGCUCUUGUGAUCGACACUAUGCAAAGGCUUUUUAGAGCAUGGAAGACUCGACUGCAUGCUGACUACUCCCUCUAUGAUACUGAUGAAGAGAGAUUGUCUCAUAGGCCAGAUGAUAUUACACCUGAAGAUUGGGUGUUUCUGGUAGAACAUUUUGGAAGUCCAGCAUUCAAGGCUGUGAGUGAGAGGAACAAACUAAACAGGGGGAAACAAAUAACUAAGCACUCAUGUGGCUCAAAGUCAUUUGCUGAAGUAGAGGAAUCGACGAGAAAUCCUGAUAAUAGAACAAAGGCAGCACCCGAUCGAGUUUGGGAACUCCAAAACACUCGUAAAAAUGACCAAGGAGAAUUGGUGUGGUCGGAUCCAAAGUCACAACAAAUUCAUGGUCAGCUCCAAGAAAUUAUGGUUCAACAACAAUUUGAAGAGAAUGAGUAUCCAAUGAGUGCAGAUGAGAUUUUAACCACUGUAUUUGUGAACGAACUGGCUAUGUUCGUGGAAAAGGAUACAGAAAGAGGCCUCCAAAAAAGAGCCGUGUGAAACAAGUAGACUUAGAGGCAAGUAUGUCUUCUACUAUGGAAAGUAUGCGCCAACAGAUGCAAGAGGAAAUGAAUAGAAAAUUGCAAGAAGAACGUGAACAAAUGGCAGCCGAUUUGGAAAGAAAAUUACAAGAACAAGUGGCUUCUAAGUUGCAAAGAAAACUAGAAGAGAAGCACUCACACAUGGAUAUACAAUUUGACAAAAUGAUCCAAGCGAAGGUGGAUGCGAUGAUGAUAAGAAUGCAACAGCAAGGAUGAAAUAUUCAACAGUGGGGAAAUGAAGUUGCCCAAGGAGUUUUUUGAAGAUGUUGGAGUACUUUGAAGAUAUUGGACUAGUUUGCUGACUAUUCUUUUUGUAUACGGAAGAAUACAUUGGCGUAUAUGAAAACUGUUUGUGUUUUGUUGUUUGUACGCACAAUGAUAAUGUAUUGACUACUUUAUGUUGCGUUGACCUUUUAGCAAUGAAAAGAUUCUAUUGUUCAGAUUUCACAAUA